GUGGCGGAUAGCCCUUCGGGUGGGUGUGAAAUCUUGCGGAAAGUAGGUAAAAGGGACGAGAAAGGGGACAGCAUCGAAACAUGUUUGUACCGCGUGUUUCCAGUUGAUAUCAGCUCGAUUCGUCUCCGUCCAAUCCGCUGUAUCCCCCGACCACGGAGCAAAGUUCAGGCUGUGUCGAGAACCGAUGCGUGACCAAACGGAACCAUCCCGACUUCUGUAUCCUCAGUCUUCGCGAAUGAGUUGCUCGAGCGGCCGAAUCGGUGAAAAAGAUCGAACUCGCCGAGACAUUGCUCGUUGGAAAUACGCGGACACGCCGAUUCUUAUCGAGGGAAACCGAGGGUAAGGAGGCGCGAGAUGAGGGCGUACGCGAAGGUAUUCGAAACGGGUACCGAGACGAGUUAGUGGAACGAGACAGCUCGAUGGAAACAGAGUGGGUGUCGUACAGCUUCCUGUUCAGAGGAAUGUCGAAGCCCGAGUACCAUUAGGAUAAUCAAAUAUCGGAAGAACGAUGCGUUUCAUUUGGCAACUGCUGCUAUUGUCUUUCCUCCCGUCGGGCAGUCCGGUCGAGACGAUUUGGCCACAAAUCGCGAAUCCUCUGUCGUCCUCUUGGUGGAGUUUCUCGCACUCGGUCAGUUCCUCCACUUCCGCGACAUCCUUCGAUGAAGAGAAUUGCGUCGGCUGCAAACGGGAGAAAAUCGGCUUGAUCACUACCGAUCCCGUCCUGACGGAGCUGAGGGUCGAAUACGUCAAGCAACAGAUUCUGAAGAAGCUGCGGCUGUCGAAGCCGCCCGAGAUAUCUAUGCCGCUCUCGACCUUGCCGAAGCCUCUGAUAAACGGUCAUGUGCUCGAACUUCGACCCGGGGCGCCUCUCGAACCGGAAAAAUCGGACAGUUUCUAUGGAAAAACCAAUCAGAUCGUCGUUUUUCCAAACGAAGGUAUCGCCGAUUCGAAGAAGUGUCGGCAGAAAUCGAACCAUUUGACGGGGUUCAACCCUGCUGCCUGUUUCACGUUCUACCUGCCGAACGAAAUGCAAUUCGUCGACGUGACGUCGGCGCAGCUCUGGUUUUACAAAGAGAGCGACGAGAACGACGAUCUGACACAGACGUUCGUCCUGUCCGAGCUGGAUCACUGGGACCUGGACGGGAACUUUGAGAAGAACAUGAUCAUGGCCAUCUUCGAGACCGAUAUCGGAGAGGGCUGGGUGAAGACCGAUGUGACUUUCACGCUAAGAAAGUGGAUGGAGGAACUCCGUUUGAAUCACGCGAUUCAAAUAGCUUGUAGCACCUGUUCGAUCGACCGGGACACCGCGCCCGUGUCCAUCGAGCAGACUUUGAAGCCCUUCCUCGUGAUACACACGUCGCCGCUCGCGCAGAACAACAGGCCAAAGAGGAAUUCAAAUUGUCUGCCGGAGAUGAAGGACUGCUGCAGGGACGAGCUCUACAUUAAUUUCGCCGAUAUCGGUUGGAGCGACUGGAUUCUCCAUCCGAGCGGGUAUCAUGCGUAUUUCUGUCGCGGUUCUUGUACCUCCGCAGCUUCGUUGACCAUCAGUGGGUCUGCUUAUACUAACGUGAUCAGAAGGUUGUUGGCCAAAGGCGGGACCACUGUUCACCGACGAAGCGAUAUCAUCCCCUGCUGUUCACCCACCCAGUUGUCGGCUAUUCAAUUGCUCUACGUCGAUUCGAACAAUACGAUUACGCAAAAGACGUUGCCGAAUAUGGUAGUGGAAGCGUGCGGCUGCAUGUGAUUCCCUGAAUCUCUGAACGAUCGAAAUGAAAACAGAUUGUGCGUGAAUCGUUCGAUCUGUCCCACGAUCGGGAUGUGUACAGAUUAUUUGACUGAGGACGCGUGGACGAGAUGCACACGCGAGUACGUGUGCGAGUUUCAUUUUCGCGUGUAAAAAUGAUCGAAACAGUAUUCAUUCUCUAGUUACGUUCGCUACUAACAUCGGAUUUAUCCGUUUAAAUUAAUUGCUUCAUAUUUAAUCGAACGAAAUUGUAUAAUGGAAUCUACUAAUUUAUUACGUACUAAAAGCAAAUCAGUGCGUUACCCCCCGUACUCGAAUAAAAGAGUGACUCAGAUCUAAUUAAGGAAUCAUUGCUUUGUUAUACAGAAGAAUGAUUAUAAAAAAGAAAUCUGCCGAGUGCGUUCUGAAAAAUCA
This is a messenger RNA of Ceratina calcarata, 2158 nucleotides long. It is a transcript of the gene daw, whose product is annotated as activin beta chain dawdle. The coding region runs from base 509 to 1744 and encodes 411 amino acids. NCBI's taxonomy places the organism in Eukaryota, Metazoa, Arthropoda, Insecta, Hymenoptera, Apidae. The record is from RefSeq and is a predicted model, not a curated record. The transcript is spliced from 4 exons. Gene Ontology annotation, molecular function: growth factor activity; cytokine activity. Gene Ontology annotation, cellular component: extracellular region.